GGUAUCUGUAUCCUUCUUGGUUAUUUAAAUAUAAAUUCCUAUGGUAAAGGUGAAAAACCUUUUUUAAUGCUGUAGAAAAAGAUUUUAUUAGUGAUGGUAUUGUCUCAGAGUUCUUGAAUCUGAAUAUAUAGAAUAGGAACCUAAAAACAGUUUUUGACUAUCUUCUUCAUGAAAAAAUAUUUUCUAGAGAAAGUACAUCACGUUUUACACAUUUACUUCUAGAUAUGGCAGACAUUUUCUACUAUAAAAUAGAAAUUUUUUUCCUGUAAAAAUGAAUUACAGUCAUACGAAAGCUUCAUGAUUUUAGUGUUGCAACCUAAAAAAGUAGUUUUUCUUUUGUAGAAUAGUUUUGUGAAUGGCAUCUCAGUUCCAGAUGACGUAUUUAAAAUGAUCCUUAGAAAUGUAUUGUUCCGGUAGUACAGCCAUGGAGACUUGUUUGCAGAUUCAAAAUGGAUAGUAUAGAAGAACCUCAGAAAAAAGUCUUUAAGGCUCGAAAAACAAUGAGAGUGAGUGACCGUCAGCAACUUGAAGCAGUGUACAAGGUCAAAGAAGAACUGUUGAAAGCUGAUGUCAAGCUGUUAAAUGGCAACCAUGAAAAUGGAGAUUUGGACCCAACCUCACCUUUGGAAAAUAUGGAUUAUAUUAAUGACAAGGAAGAGGUGAAUGGCAUUGAAGAGCUUUGUUUUGAUCCUGAAAAAAGUAAAUCAGAAUGGAAAGAAACCUCUUGUACCUUAAAUGUUAAUAUAAAAAACAAGCAGGAUGAUGAUUUAAAGCAUGAACCUUUGUCUCCUAAUAGUAUAGCUCCUGAACUAGUCUGUAAACUGACUGCUGAACCAGCUUCUGAUGAGCCAGCCUCUGUUGAGCUGGCUAUGGCAGAUCCAGCUUCUGGAGAUUCAGCCCCUGAAGAUCUGGCCUCUGAAGUAUUAACCUCUGGCGAUCCUGCCUCUAGUGAUCCCGCCUCUGGUGAUCCCACCUCUGGUGAUUCCACCUCUGGUGAUAUCACCUCUGGUGAAACAGUUUCUAAUGAAACAGUCUCCAGUGAACCUUUCUCUGGUGAAUUGGUCUCUGGUGAAUCGGUCCCUGAUGAAUCAGUCUCUGGUGAACCAAUCUCCAGUGAUCCAGCCUCUGGUGAUUUAGCUUCUGCUGAUCUGUCCUCUGGAGCACUGGCCUCUGAUGAUCCAGCCUCUGGUGAUCCAGCUUCUGGUAAUCCAGCCUCUGGUGAUCAAACCCCCAGUGAUCUGGCCUCUGAUGAACCCACUUCUGAUGAACUGACUUCUGAAUCAGCUUUUCAUCCCACCUUUGAACCAAGUUCUGUACCAGUCUGUGAACCUGUUCCUGAAACUGACAGUACAGAGCCUAGUAGCAAUAAAGGUGAUGAUUUUCUUGAAAAAAAUGGGGAUGAUGAAAAGUUAGACCAGAUUUUCUCAUUUGAUGAGAAAAAUAAAGCUGACAGUAAUAUCGAUGCUGAUGAAGAAACCCUGGAAACAGAUGAUACAGUUAUUUGUUCAGAUCUACCUCCUGAAAAUGAAAAGAAGGCAAAGGAAGAUGCUGUCACAGAACCUGCUCUUGGAGAGGAGGCUAUAUCUAGCAGUAUGGAAAUUGACCAAAGUGAAAAGAAUGAAGAUGAAAAUUCUGCAGACCUUGCAGAAACCAUUAGUGAAAAUGUUAUAAAAGACGACAAAAAUGAGAUUAUCUUGGAAAAUACAGAUUCUAUGGAGACAGAUGAAAUUAUUCCUAUUUUGGAAAAGCUUGCACCUGCUGAAGAUGAACUUACUUGCUUUUCUAAAACUUCUCUCCUUCCAAUUGAUGAGACAAAUCCAGAUUUGGAAGAGAAGAUGGAAGGUUCUUUUGGUUCACCAUCUAAACAAGAAAGCAGUGAGAGUUUGCCAAAAGAAGCCUUUUUGGUCCUCUCUGAUGAAGAGGAUCUUUCUGGUGAAAAAGAUGAAUCUGAAGUUAUAUCACAAAAUGAAACAUGCUCUCCAGCAGAAGUAGGAACUCAUGAAAAGAAUAGCAAACCUGAGGAAGAAGAGCAAGUAGUAAAUGAAGAUGAAAGACCUUCUGAGAAAAGUGAAUUUUCCAGAAGAAAACGUUCUAAAUCAGAGGAUAUGGACAAUGUACAGUCCAAACGUCGUCGAUAUAUGGAAGAAGAGUAUGAAGCAGAAUUUCAAGUGAAGAUUACAGCCAAAGGAGAUAUUAACCAGAAGCUACAAAAGGUUGUACAGUGGUUGCUGGAAGAAAAAUUGUGUGCACUACAAUGUGCUGUAUUUGAUAAGACUUUGGCAGAAUUGAAAACACGAGUGGAAAAGAUUGAAUGUAACAAGAGGCAUAAAACAGUUAUUACUGAACUGCAGGCCAAGAUAGCCAGGUUAACCAAACGCUUUGGAGCAGCCAAAGAAGAUCUUAAGAAAAGACAAGAAAAUCCACCGAACCCACCAGUAUCACCAGGGAAGUCUGUAGUUGACGUCAACAGCAAUAAUAACAAUGUGCCGUACAGAAAUGCAGGCACAGUGAGACAGAUGCUGGAGUCUAAAAGGAAUGUAAGUGAGAGUGCACCACCAACCUUUCCAACCCCUGUGAAUACAGUAUCUUCAACCAGUCUUGUCACUCCUCCAACAGUUGUCAGUAGUCAACCUAAAUUGCAGACUCCAGUGACUUCUGGUUCUCUGACAGCAACGUCAGUUCUUCCUGCACCCAACACAGCUACAGUAGUUGCUACUACUCAGGUGCCUAGUGGAAAUCCCCAACCUACAAUCUCUUUACAACCUUUACCAGUGAUUUUGCAUGUACCUGUUGCGGUAUCCUCCCAGCCUCAACUCCUACAGAGCCAUCCAGGGACUUUAGUGACCAAUCAACCAUCUGGCAACGUUGAGUUCAUUUCUGUACAAAGCCCACCUACAGUGAGUGGUCUUACCAAAAAUCCAGUAUCCUUGCCAGCCUUGCCAAACCCCACUAAAACAAACAAUGUUCCUUCUGUGGCCAGUCCUAGUAUUCAAAGGAACUCUCCUGCCAAUGCUGCACCAUUAGGAACAACGCUUGCUGUACAGGCUGUUCCAACAGCACACUCUAUUGUACAAGCCACAAGGACUUCUUUACCUACAGUAGGCCCAUCAGGACUGUAUAGUCCAUCAAAUAAUCGAGGUCCUAUACAGAUGAAAAUUCCAAUUUCUGCUUUUAGUACUUCAUCUCCUGCAGAACAGAGCACUGCUACCCCAAGAAUUGGUAAGUCACUGUGUAGGCUUAAUAAUAGAAAUAUAGUAGUCAUGUUAAUGGCCUAUUUAGAUAAUUGAACAUUUGCGUAUGUUUGUGGAAGUGGCUAUUUUUAUUUGAAGAAGAAAGUAAAUAGAAUAUCCUAGAGAUGAUUUUUAGUAAGUUUUUAAUUACCUUAAGAAAUAAUGUUAAGAUGGUAUUUGAGAGAGAGUUUAUUUUGAAUGAAAAGUUAGAAUUUUAAUUUAGCUUUUAGUAAUUUUUCCUAAUCUGGGUGAAAUUUUUUAGGCUUUGAGGCAAGCAUUAUGAAUUAAAGUAUAUCAUUCUACAUAAUAUAUGUUUACAAGAGGAAAUGACAAACCACCUAUCUUCCCUACCAUUUAUUAAAAUCCUUUGUGCAUUCAUCACUCACAUCUUCCAAAUUGGAACAAUUUAAAAAAUAGGUUCUUCUCUCUCUGAUUUACUAUAAAAUGUUUGCUUCUUGUUUUCUCUUUUAUAUAUUUCCCCCAUGACAUAUGAUUAUGUUUGUAUAUGUCUGUAUAUUUUCCAGUAUUGCAAAAAGGAGAAAUUGAUUGUACCUGUAUUUAAAAUCUGUAAAAUUGUAUGUCUUCCUUGUUCUUAAGAAGCGUACAUUUUGUAUGCAUUCUUAAACUUCCUCAUUCUUCAUUGCUGGCUUCACAUUUAUUCCCACUGUUGUAAAGAUAGGCUCAAAAGUGGGUAGGAAUUGUGCAAUAGUGAAAUUGCUGCUGGUUUCUCUCUUAUUGAUAUAGUAACUAUGAAAUAGAAGAAACAGAUUCUAGAGUGUGAAAUUUCAUAAGUGAGAUAUAUAAUAAGCCUUUUGUUUUUUUAAAUUUGUCAUGUAGCCUUAGUAGUGUACUUACCCUCUGAGUAUAUUUUCUCAUAUAAAAUAGUGCUUGUAGUAUUUUAUAAGGUUGUUGAGAGUAAAUGAGUAGAUGAUCAAAAUUAUCAAUCUCAUACAAAUUUACAUCUGGGAUACAAGAGGAAAUCUGAAAUUUUAUAUAAAAAUGUAAUUAUUGAUAGUAUUUAAAAUGUAAAUGCUCGCAUAGUAUAAUAACAAUAUUUGUUAGCCCUACGUGCUACCACAGUACUCUUAGGCACUCUCAUUCAUGUUUGCAGCACUGAAAGAUGCUUACUUUUCAGUGAAUGAGCAAGAUUUUGGGGGGUUAUUUCAUUUUUCUCUAAUUUCUUUUUCUAAUCCUUAGUAUAUUUUAAUAUGUCAGGUAGAAGGUGAUUUCUCAUAAACAUUGUUUUAUGUGAUUUUUAGAGUUUUUCCUCCUUAUGAAGUAUUGAGCCUAAGUUGACACUUUUUAAUUCAUGGUCAGAAGAUAUAUUCUUAAACAUAGAACUUUUCCUGAUAGACCAUGGCUUGAAAAGAAAUAAAUAACUUAAAAGAUUUUGCUUAGUUUUGUGAAUGCUUAUACCCUAAACACUUCUGCGGGUAUCAGAGUUAUCAUUUAAUUAUUUUGUUUUCUUAAAAUUUUAUGACCAUUUGUUGACACAAAGGGUAUAUUUUUUCCCAAAAUUAGCUAGCUAAUGCACUCUAUUAGUUAUAGUGUUAGUCUGUUUUGUAUUUAAUUACUUGACUGUUCUUAAUUGUUUUUGUAUGUAAAACUAAUAGUUUUCACCUCUACAUCAUUCUACCUUUGCGAUAAUAUACAUUUAUACUUAAAAUUUUAUAUUUUAACAUAUACUGAUUUAAUACAUUUUUAUGUACUUUAUUGUAUAAAUUAAGGAGAUCUUCAUUUCAAGUUCUGUUUAUAGAGUGCUUACUUAUUUUUGAAAGUAGAUGAUUGGAUAUGAUAAGCUUUUUUGUAUAUUUUUCGUCAUGCUAAUUAGAAUGAGAUCUGAUGAAAUGAUAUAUUCUUUAAUCAUGCAUAAUUUUAGAGGUGCCAUAAAUGAUGUUACAGUAGGUAUUUAGCUGUUUAGGCUUCCCAAAACCUAAGCUGAAACCAUAUGGCAAAUUUUGGCUGAAUAUGAAGGUUGAAGCCAACCUUUAGUACAUUUG
Messenger RNA from Leptonychotes weddellii (Weddell seal), 5230 nucleotides. NCBI's taxonomy places the organism in Eukaryota, Metazoa, Chordata, Mammalia, Carnivora, Phocidae. The record is from RefSeq and is a predicted model, not a curated record.